AUGGCGACGCACCAGCGAAUCGUAGACGAUUCGUACAAAACCCCUAUACAGACUCAUUUGAACUACAAGGACAAGACCGCCGUAGUGACUGGUGGUGCCAGAGGAAUUGGCCUUGCCUUGGCUCGCCAGGUAGCAGAAUUGGGAGGCAAUGUUGCAGUACUAGACUACCUUUCACAGCCUGAUGAUGAAUUUGAUGAAUUGGAGAAGACGUUUGGGAUCAAGGCGCGAUUUUACCAAACCGAUGUCACAAAGAAGGAGUCUCUAGAACAGUCGUUUGCUGAAGUGGUUGCGGAAUUUGGGCGGAUCGAUGGAUGUGUUACUGCGGCGGGUAUCGUCUACGACGCACCAUUCCUUGGAGAUAGCUGGGAGAACGUGAUCCGGGCGCAGAUGGUGAAUGUGGUAGGUACUUAUUUCAGCGCCCAGCUAGCUGCCCGGCAAAUGGAAGCCCAAGGUACCGGAGGCAGCAUCGUAAUGAUCGCGUCCAUUUGCGCUCAUCAAACGUUGCCGACACAGCAUGUGUCUUCAUACUCGGCUUCCAAAGGGGCUGUAAAGUCCCUUGGUCAUGCACUGGCCGUUGAGCUUGGACCGAAAAAUAUUCGAGUGAACACUAUAUCUCCUGGAUAUAUUUAUACAGCAAUGAUCGAAGGAGUCAUGGAGCGGUUCCCAUCGCUCGCGGCUCUCAUGAGAGACGAUCCGCCACUUGGGCGUAUAGGAAACCGGGCAGAUAUAAAAGGCGCAGUUGCAUAUUAUCUAAGUGAUGCAUCGUCAUAUGUAACUGGGAACGAUAUUCUUGUUACAGGAGGGCUGCAUGUUGGGCGUAGUAAUCCACCUACGAUGACGAAGUGA
This is a messenger RNA of Talaromyces proteolyticus, 846 nucleotides long. Its product is annotated as short chain dehydrogenase. Gene Ontology annotation, molecular function: oxidoreductase activity, acting on NAD(P)H, oxygen as acceptor. The transcript is spliced from 6 exons. Gene Ontology annotation, cellular component: intracellular anatomical structure. The record is from RefSeq and is a predicted model, not a curated record. NCBI's taxonomy places the organism in Eukaryota, Fungi, Ascomycota, Eurotiomycetes, Eurotiales, Trichocomaceae. Bases 1 to 846 code for a protein of 281 amino acids.